Messenger RNA from Trichomycterus rosablanca, 5569 nucleotides. It is a transcript of the gene prex1, whose product is annotated as phosphatidylinositol-3,4,5-trisphosphate-dependent Rac exchange factor 1. Lineage: Eukaryota; Metazoa; Chordata; Actinopteri; Siluriformes; Trichomycteridae. Gene Ontology annotation, molecular function: protein binding; GTPase activator activity; guanyl-nucleotide exchange factor activity. Gene Ontology annotation, biological process: regulation of signaling; G protein-coupled receptor signaling pathway; positive regulation of GTPase activity. The record is from RefSeq and is a predicted model, not a curated record. The transcript is spliced from 40 exons. Bases 4 to 4815 code for a protein of 1603 amino acids. Gene Ontology annotation, cellular component: plasma membrane.
AUCAUGGAGGACGGUGUUCGGGAAACCGCCGAGCCGACGUGUAAGGACUCGGACAGACAGCUCCGCUUACGGCUGUGUGUACUGAACGAGCUGCUGAACACUGAGCGUGAUUAUGUGCGCACGCUCGCCUUCCUGCAGUCGGCCUUUUUACAGAGGAUCACACAGAUGCCAGAAAACCAACAAUGCUUAACACCAGAACAGGUCAAGAUCUUGUUCUCCAACAUAGAAGAGAUUCUGGUUGUGCAUCGGGAGUUCUUCACAGCCCUGGAGGCCAACAUGCAGCCCGAGCCGAAUCCUCAGCACGCUCUCGGUCAUGUCUUUCUCAAGUUUAGGGGCCGUUUCUCAGUGUACGGAGAGUACUGCAGCAACCACGAGAAAGCUCUCAGGCUGCUAAUGGAGCUCAAUAAGAUCCCCCACAUCCGCACCUUCCUACUGCACUGCAUGUUGCUGGGAGGAAAGAAGAGCACCGAUGUUCCUCUGGAGGGGUACCUACUGUCUCCUAUUCAAAGGAUCUGCAAGUACCCGCUUCUACUAAAGGAGCUGUUAAAGAGGACGCCUAAGAAGCACAGGGACUACCCAGCUGUGGAAGAGGCAUUACAGGCCAUGAAGGAAGUGUGCUCCAACAUCAAUGAGACCAAGAGACAGAUGGAGAAACUGGAGGCUCUAGAGCAGCUACAGUCCCACAUUGAGGGAUGGGAGGGCACAAAUCUAACCGACAUCUGUACCGAGCUGCUCCUUCAUGGCAAUCUGCUGAAGAUCUCAGCAGGAAACAUUCAAGAGAGGGUCUUUUUCCUGUUCGACAACCUGCUCGUGUACUGCAAGAGGAAGUCCAGAGUUUCAGGGAAGAAAUCCACCAAGAGGACGAAGUCCAUCAACGGACCACUGUACGUCUUCCGUGGCCGAAUCAACACAGAGGUGAUGGAGGUGGAGAAUGUGGAAGAUGGAACCGCGGACUAUCACAGCAACAACUACACCGUGACUAAUGGCUGGAAGAUUCAUAACACUGCCAAAAACAAGUGGUUCGUGUGCAUGGCCAAGAAUGCCGAGGACAAACAGAAAUGGCUGGAUGCUAUUCUGAAAGAACGCGAACAACGAGAGAGCCUUAAACUGGGAAUGGAGCGGGACGCUUACGUAAUGAUCGCAGAGAAAGGAGAGAAGCUCUACCACAUGAUGAUGACCAAGAGCCGCCAUCUGAUCAAAGACAGGCGGAGAAAGCUCAGCAUUGUGCCCAAGUGUUUCCUGGGAAAUGAGUUUGUCGCCUGGCUGUUGGAGAGUGGAGAGAUCAGUAAACCUGAGGAGGGCAUCAAUCUGGGGCAGGCGCUGCUGGAAAAUGGUCUUAUUCACCAUGUUUCAGAUAAGCACCAGUUUAAGAACGAGCAGGUACUGUAUCGGUUUCGAUAUGAUGAUGGCACCUACAAAGCAAGGAGCGAGAUGGAGGACAUCGUAUCGAAGGGUGUGAGGCUUUACUAUCGUCUUCAUAGCCUGUUUACACCCGUCAUCAAGGAUCGAGAUCAUCACCUGAAGACGUUUAAGUCAGUGUUACCAGCCAGCAAGCUAGUAGACUGGCUUGUCUCCCAGGGAGACUGUUCUACCCGUGAGGACGCAGUCACGCUUGGGGUCGGCCUGUGCAACCACGGUUUCAUGCACCACGUUCUGGAGAAAAGUGAGUUUAAGGAUGAAUCUCAAUUCUUCCGUUUCCAUGCCGAUGAGGAGACAGAGGGUACCAGCACUAAGAGCAAGCAGCUUCGCAACGAUUUCAAGCUUAUCGAGAACAUCUUGGCUAAAUCACUAGUGAUUCAUCCUUUGGAAGAAGACUAUGGAUUCGAGAUUGAGGAGAAAAACAAGGCGAUUGUGGUGAAGAGUGUGACCAGGGGUUCCCAUGCUGAGAUGGCAGGCUUACAGGUGGGCAGGAAGAUCUACUCCAUUAAUGAAGACCUGGUGUUCCUGAGGCCCUUCUCAGAAGUGGAGACCAUGAUUAGCCAGUCCUUUUGUAUACGCCGCUCUCUCAGACUGCUGGUAGCGACCAAGAACAAAGAGCUUGUGAAAAUUCCCGACUGCCAAGACGGCCUGUCAUUCCAACUGCGUGGCUCCUCCCCUCCAUAUGUGCAUGCUGUGAAGAGAGGGUCAGAGGCAGCAGGAGCAGGACUGCAGCCCGGCCAGUGUGUGCUCAAAGUCAACGGUGCCAACAUGAGCCAGAGCGGCUAUGAGGAUGUGCUGGAACACUUCAGCUGCCGUCAACCUGAACAUGACAAACAGGACAAGGGUGGAGGUCAGUGGGUGUAUCGUGUAUACGACGAUGUGGAAGAGCAACCGUUUAGCGCAUGCCUAUCUGAGAAUGGUUCAGAUGCAGAGGAAAACGGCUGUGCUAAUGGAACAGACGCUGCACUGGUCAAUCUGAUGGUGGAUAAUGUGCAUCUGGAACACGGUGUGAUAUACGAGUACGUGAGCUCGGCUGGAAUCAAGCACCAUGUUAUGGAGAAGAUGGUGGAACCCAAAGGCUGUUUUAGCCUCACAGCAAAGAUCUUACAAGCCUUUGCUAAAGACGACAACCACUUUGUGACAAGCUGCAGUCAGCUGAUUGCUCAGAGCGACCGUGUAGUAUCGAUGCCCCAGUACGAGUUCAGAAACAUCUGCGACACCAAACUAGAGAGCAUCCGCAAACGCAUCUCCAGCUACCAAAAGUUUGCAGAAGAGUUGCAAAAUACGGGCUCGCCCAUGUUUAAGCAGGCCAGUAACAAGCCUCAUGCACUGGGUUCUAUGGACUUCGUGCCCACCAAUUGUCACCUGAACCUGAUGCAGGUUUCAUGCCCAAAGAGCAGCACAUCAGCCGGUCGUGCGUUCAGCAUCCGCUUUGGACGCAAGAAUUCUUUUUUUGGACUUGAUCCAGACCAAGCCAAUCUGAACCCCAUGUCACACACGGUUCACUGCGUGACCAGUAUGGCUGCCCCAUCCUGGAGCUGCAUGGGCCUGGACGAGGAGUACGGGGAAGAAGGAGAGGGGAGCGCGGAGGUUUAUAGGAGGCGAACACGUGGAGAAGGAGGCCUCAGCUUCCUCCUUAAGCAGGAGGACACUGAGAACCAAGACAACUACAUUUACCUCUACAACCGGCUGGACAUCGCCGUCAGAGAAAUGAAGCUCUAUGUGACUCAGAUUGAUGUGCUUCUCUCCUCCAUCACUGGUCCCAUCCAGCCUCAGAGCUCGGAGCCUCCCUCAGACGACACCGCGCCUUCUACUUCUCCUGGGCACGAGGAGGCAAUUCAGAGCAAGAGAGUGUGCUUCAAAGUGAACGAGGAGGACCAGGAAGAUUCAGGACAUGACACCAUGAGCUACAGAGACUCCUACAGUGAGUGUAACAGUAACCGUGACUCUGUCCUGUCCUACACGAGUGUACGGAGCAACAGCUCUUAUCUAGGGAGUGACGAGAUGGGCUCAGGAGACGAGCUGCCUUGUGACAUGCAGAUCCCCUUGGAUAAACAGGAUAAGCUGCAUGGGUGUCUGGAGCAUCUCUUUAAUCAGGUGGACUCCAUCAACAGCCUCCUUAAAGGGCCGGUCAUGAGCAAAGCAUGUGAGGAAACCAAGCAUUUCCACCCUGACCAUAAUCAACCAGAAUUCCGCCACGCGGAUGACUGGACAGCACGCUGCAGAUACAUCCUACACAAGAACAUCCAGGAGGACCCUUGGAACCUGCCGAGCUCUAUUCAAAAUCUGGUGGACAGUCUGCAUCGCUUUGUAGAAGAUGGAAGGAAUCAGCUUUUACUGGCCUUGUUAAAAUGCACAGACACCGGGCUACAGUUGCGGCGGGAUGUCAUUUUCUGCCAGGCCCUAGUGGGGGCUAUUUGUGCGCUGGCAGAGCAGCUUGUCUGGGCGCUCAACCAUCGCUUCAACAACAACAGUGAAUAUGAAGAUGACUGCAAAGAGGUUAGCCGUAAGUGGCUGGAGCAGAUCUCAGCUAUCGGGGUGCUCUUCAACUUCCAGUCCACACUGUCGCCACAUGUGAGAGACGAGCGCACCAUGCUGGAAGACACGAAAGCAGCUCUGCAGGAUCUGGAUAAAGUCACUGUGCUCUUCCGACCGCUGGAGAACGAAUGCCUUGUCACAAACACCCCAGUGCAUUAUCAGGUGGAGGGCAGUCGGCAGGCCAUCCGCAUCACGCUCUACCUGGACAGUUGUCAUUUCAGUGAGCUUCCUACACGCCUGCAGAAUGGAGGCAGCCUCAAGCUCCACUCGGCUCUGUUCACCAGAGCUCUAGAAAGACCUGAAGGAAUUCCAGCUCAGGACUUUUUGGCGAUGGAGGAGUUUCAGCAACGGAUCAAUGCUGUGUCACUGGAGAAGGUCAAGUUCUACUACAGAAGACUCAGGGCUUUCUAUUUAGAAAAAUCCAAUUUACCCUCAGAAUCAAAUUCCACUGCCAUGAAAAUAGAUCAGCUCCUUCGUCCACUCAACACUCUGGACGAUCUGUGUAGGCUUAUGCAGACCUACAUGAACGUGAAGCCUAGUGCAGCGGGUCACCCAUCCGGAGUCAGCGUGCUCCUGGUUUCUUCAGAGCUCUGCAGCCGUCUGGGAGCCUGCCACAUUUCCAUGUGUGCCACAGGCAUGCAGAGGUGCACACUGACUGUAUCACUAGAACAGGCUAUGAACCUGGCCAGGAACCACAGCCUCAUGCCACGCUGCUUCAUGCAGACUUUGGACAUCAUGCGCAAACAGGGCACCAGAGUAGAAAUCUCUGCCAAAAACCUCAAAGUGAUGGACCAGAUGCCCCCCUUUGCACCAAGGCUCUUCCAGCUGUGUCUACCACCUUCGGAUGGCGAUCUCUGAGUAUUCUCAUGUUCCUCACCUCAGCCUCCUGACGGUAUACUUGAAAAAUUGGGGGGAAAAACAGAACAAACAGAGUUUUGGAUUCUCAGACCCAUGCUUUGAAACAAAAGUCAUGCUGCCUUUGCCAGACAUUUCUGUUCCACCGCACUUCAGUUAGCAAAGGAUUUUACAAGAGGCUGACCGAGGCCAACACCCAAGUCUGCAUGAGAAUCUUAUAGCCACCAUUAAUUUGCUAAUAUUAGCAGUGCUAAUCUUGGGUAGCAGCAUUUGAUCUGACUGCUCCAGCAUAGACUCAGCUUUUAAACAGACUUGGAUGUUACCACUCACAUGCUGAAACGGAUGCUCCGGUGGAUCGUGUUUUUUUUAACCAGGUUACUAAACUACCUGUAACAGACUGUGUUUCUCACUUUGCCUUCGACUGCAAUGUUGGCGCUUAGCGGUUUGAUGUGUAGAUAGCGAGGCAGGGCGAGGUUCUCACUGCCUCAGAUAUCCGUGGUGAUUAUGUGCAAUUACUGUAGCUUAGCAUGUGCAUUUCUACACUCUUCCUUACAGGAGAGUAUUCUGCAAAACUUUUUACUUUCCUUAUUUCUAUCAGGUCUUACAAAUUACUGAAUGCAUUCCAGUCUAACCGCCCAGUAUUAUACGGACCAAUCCGACACUGUUUAAUGUAUUGUCUUAGUUUUAUAUUGAAAUGCUUUAUUUUAUUCCCUUUUUUAUUUGUCUUGGAUUAUGAUGGGGGGCAGAAAAUAGAAGU